Porites evermanni is the source of this 396-nucleotide messenger RNA. The record is from the annotation of a GenBank genome assembly. Lineage: Eukaryota; Metazoa; Cnidaria; Anthozoa; Scleractinia; Poritidae.
AUGGAAGAAGCCUUGAUUAGCGAGUGCAUAAUCAUUAGCGUCGAAGGAGUAAGUAAAACCAUAUGGAUCCCUCGCCCUUUGCUUUUUUCGCUGCUUGUGAUCGUCUUCAGUUAGGUUGUUGGUUAAUCUGGUACCCAUAUCUCACUCUCUUUUGCCGCGGGAGAUCUGGGAACGAGAUUAGUGGUUGGCUUUACCAUACAAAGCACGUCAUGUUACAUUAGGUAACUCUUUCAGUUCUUGGUCAAUACCAAACAUUAUAAUCUAUUUGGGUAUACGAGGCACCAAACGCUGUUGUUUUUCUACCCCUUUUAGACUGAGAUUGGGCGUAGUGGGUGUGUAGAAUCAAUGCUGUUACAUAUAACCUGGCAUGAGGGACGAAGCAGUUCCCAGGUCCGG